Messenger RNA from Hypoxylon trugodes, 870 nucleotides. RefSeq lists its product as uncharacterized. The record is from RefSeq and is a predicted model, not a curated record. NCBI's taxonomy places the organism in Eukaryota, Fungi, Ascomycota, Sordariomycetes, Xylariales, Hypoxylaceae. The coding region runs from base 1 to 870 and encodes 289 amino acids. The transcript is spliced from 3 exons.
AUGGUCCAGAGGAUUUCAAGAGAGGCUGGACUCCAGGCCUUCAUUGAUGCUGUAGAAAAGGAUGGAUGUGUUAUUAUCAAGGACUUUACUGAUUUGGAGUCUCUGGCCGACGCCCAAAAGGAGGUCCAACCCUACCUAGAUGCUUCGAUUGCGGAGAGUGGAAGCAAGGUUGGAGCUCUCAAUGGCGGAACAGCGACCUGUACACGAUUAGUCGGUAGAAGCAAGACCGCUCGUGAGAAAUUCUUCUCGGACCCUUUAUACCAGGAUCUCGCCGAACACUUUAUUGGCAUUGAGUCGAAGACAUGGUACGGAGAAGAGGCUGAAAUCAACAAAUCUCACCCCUUACUUUCUAUUUCUAUAACCAUGGACUCUCGCCCGGGUUGCAAGCCGCAGCGAUUACACAGGGAUGACAAGAACCAUCACGCGUGGCAUACUAAGACCGACAAGUACGAAAAGGGUCGGGAUAUGCUACUAGGUCUAUUUGUACCGGCAUGCGACACAUUCAAAGCCAACGGCGCGACGAGAAUCGUGCCUGGAUCGCAUUUGUGGGGCGACGACAAGCCCGAUUUUGGUCCCAAUGGUGAUAAGGGCGUAAUUGAUGCUGAGCUGAAGAAGACGGAGGCCUUCGUUAUGCUCGGAAGUCUAUUCCACGGCGCCGGUCACUAUACCAUGCCCACCGGAAGUCGGACCGUGCACAUCUUUUUCAUGUGUUCCGGUGUUCAUCGUCAGGAGGAAAUUCCGUACCUAAGUUACCCGAUAGAGGAUGUGAAGACCUAUUCGAAGCUUGUACAGAACCGACUGGGUUGGAAGCAGUCGGAGCCGAAUCUGGGUUGGGUCGACCUAAAAUCUCCUGAAUAUUUGUUAGCAUAA